This is a messenger RNA of Pogonomyrmex barbatus (red harvester ant), 1442 nucleotides long. RefSeq lists its product as uncharacterized. NCBI's taxonomy places the organism in Eukaryota, Metazoa, Arthropoda, Insecta, Hymenoptera, Formicidae. Gene Ontology annotation, biological process: regulation of transcription by RNA polymerase II. Gene Ontology annotation, molecular function: DNA-binding transcription factor activity, RNA polymerase II-specific; RNA polymerase II transcription regulatory region sequence-specific DNA binding. The record is from RefSeq and is a predicted model, not a curated record.
UCGCGUAUCAGCAGGCAUAAUUUAACUUUACUACACUUUAGCAAUUUUCGCGUCACUAUAUUACAAUCUUGUCCAUAAAUUAUAUAUAAAGGAAAAAUAUUUAAAUGGCUAAAACAAUAUUAAUAUAACCAUAUCUUAAAGAAAUAUCACACCAUAGUGAAUAUGAAUAUCAUUAUCCUUUCACAGUUUUAUCUUUCAACAAUUGUACAUUUAAAUCGCCAAGGAAGAGGACGAAAGAACAAGACGUUCUAACGCCGUCGGUUCUUCGCGUUAAUGUUCCAGGUAUGGUUCCAGAACCGGCGCGCGAAGUUUCGCAAACAGGAGAGGCUGGCUCAGCAGAAGUCGACGUCGCAGAGCGGCAUCGGGGUGGACAGCGGCGCGUCCAGCCCCGUAGCCGGCACCGUGAAGGCGGAGGGACGUUCGCCGAGGAGUCCGGCAACGCCACCGGGCAGCUCAAACAGCGUGCUGUCGUCGAACGAGAUCAAGCCGAUCGCCAAUCAGAGCCUGGUGAACGUGAAGCACACGGACGGCACAGGCGACGGCGGCUCGCCGAACGCCCGGGGAAGCAGCGGCGGCGGCGGCAGCGGCACCUGGGGCUCCUGCAGUCCCAGGCCCUUCUCGGCGGCCCUGCCGCCGUAUCUUCUCGACCCGCUACCGCUGAAAACUGCGAACCUUUACUAAACCGCCGUCUCCUCCCGUCAUCGGCCUGGCGGAAAGUGUAAAUAUAGAGUGCCGCCCGCUCGUCAACACGGAGACACGACAAGCCAUUCAGGGAGCGUCCAAAUUUUUUUCUCGCGGGCCCCAGUUUCCACGCGGCCACGCGAACUCAUCGGCGUCCAUUUGCACGCGCGGUAACUUUAAGGACUCCGGUAAGACGCGCCGUUCAUAUUUUUGACAAAGAUAAGAUUUAAGCAGUUGGGAGGACAGACACGAGAAAAAAAUGCGACUUGCCUACUUUGAGGUAGCAUCUUGCUGAGAUGCGUUACGAAAAAUUUGUGCGCACACCAAACAGAGCGUAAAGUGCCAACGAUCGAGAGUCCUAAAUAUCACUUAGUGAAUUUGGUAAACAUGGUAUUAUCGUGAAGAGAUUUAAAAACCAAUGAGAUACUAUCUCUUAAGUUUAGCGGAGAAAUAAUUUUUAAUAUAUUAAAUAUUUCGACCAGCUUUUUAGAAUGUGCUAUGUUUGUUCUGCAUCCCUGUGAUAAGUGUAAAAACAUUUGAAUAAUGUAUGAUUCCCUUAAUUUUCAUCUGGUUAUUUACACACUGGUAUAACUGUAGAUAGAAAAGACAAAAAAAGAAUAGUGUACAUUAUAUGAUAUAGAAUAUUGUUUUUGUUGACGAAAAUAUGCUGCUAUUUAACAAAAGAAUUUUAAAGAAAGGCAUAAUUUGAAAAAUACUUGAAGCAUUACCAUUCAGAUUGAAAUCAAGAUUAUUAACAAAAA